CUAUUUCGUAUGAUCCUUUCCCCUGCACAGUACGUGGUAUGGGAUAAUGAGUUUAGGUUGGCAGCCCUAGCACUCGGUAACGCGCAGAAUACUGCUGAGCAAAUAUAUGGGACAGGAGCUUUUGCCACCAUGGAGCAACAAUCUAUAUUGCCCAUGGAAUCUUUUCACCGCACGGCAAUGUGCAUUCAGAGAGCCUUUCGGCGCGUUCCAGCCUCUGGCAAGCCCCUUCGAUCAUUCACAAAUGUUAAACAACAAGCUACUGAACCUUAUCAUCAUUUCGUUGAUCGCCUCAAGGAGGCUGUUCAACGCCAAAUUGACAAUCCGGACGCUCAGACGGAACUCCUUUUACGCUUAGCGUAUGAGCAGUCCAAUGCUGACUGUCGGAAAAUUCUCCAAACUAUCAUUCACCGCCCUAAUUACACACUCGCUGACAUGUUGCAGGCAUGUGCCGAAGUGGGCACUCAGACCCACGCUAUGGCACUGUUGGCGGGAGCAAUCCAUCAAGGUAACAAACCUACAGCGCCGGCCGGACCCAGCCAAGCGAGUCGUGCCGGCGGAUUUGUUUCUACUCGCGUUAAUCUGGAGCAAGGUCUCCUUUUUCAUCCACAGAUUGCUGCAGUAUUACAACACAUCCGAACCCACAAACCGACCCUUUUUAUCUAGAGCCCAGCGCCAUUAUAGACAGACCGAGCCCCUUCCGGCGCCGAAGGUGAUAUAUCGCAAGCUGCCAGGACCAGAGUGGAGCCUGCCUGUGCCACUAAUCACCUGGGGCCGGGGCUACGCAGCAGUGUCAACUGAAACCGGCCCUGUAUGGGUUCCCGCUCGCUUUGUGAAGCCGUGGAGAGAUGGCCUGGCAUCAGGGGCUAAAGAAUCCCAUUCCGGACUUCAGUCUAACCCUGACGGAUAGGGUGGACAAGACUGACAAGGCCCGAAAGUGUGGCACACCUAACACUGCCAUAACUUGGGGGCAGGUCAAAGUUUUAUCACGGCAGGCUGAACAUGUAUUAGAGCGGCUAUAGAUUAUUUACUUAUGCUGCAUCAUUAUGGAUGUGAAAAGGUUAAUGAUAUGUGUUGCUUUAAUAUUUCUGAUCAUCAUCAUUCAGUUGAAAAUCAACUCAAGAUAAUUAAAAAUUUAACAGAUCAAAUCAGAUACAAUCCAG
This is a messenger RNA of Mauremys reevesii (Reeves's turtle), 1160 nucleotides long. RefSeq names its product endogenous retrovirus group K member 21 Gag polyprotein-like. The record is from RefSeq and is a predicted model, not a curated record. Gene Ontology annotation, biological process: viral process. NCBI's taxonomy places the organism in Eukaryota, Metazoa, Chordata, Testudines, Geoemydidae. Bases 10 to 663 code for a protein of 217 amino acids. The transcript is spliced from 3 exons.